Messenger RNA from Aspergillus fumigatus Af293, 777 nucleotides. RefSeq lists its product as uncharacterized. The record is from RefSeq and is a predicted model, not a curated record. NCBI's taxonomy places the organism in Eukaryota, Fungi, Ascomycota, Eurotiomycetes, Eurotiales, Aspergillaceae.
AUGAUUGUCUCUAGGCUUUUUCACCUCAUCCUUGUGAUCUGGUGUGCAUUCAGCGAUGGGUAUGAUCUCAGCGAGCGAAAGCAACCUCAAGGUCGUCUGGGCAUAACGCUCGAUUACGGCCUUGCAAGGAAUUGGCCGCCAUCAAUCGAUGAUAGAGGCGCGGACACUCAGCGGAACUGGUUUUAUAGCAGCCAUCUCACAUUCAAAGAGCCGGUUAGCACGAUCACCGACGGCCAACUUUGGCAAAUGGUGAGGGAUGCAUUGGACGAGAUCCCCGCUGUUCUGACCCAGUACGGCAUUUCCAAAAACAAGGGCGGAUCCAACGUCAUGACGGUCCUCGCUUUCGGCAAUGAAAUCAUCCUAGCUUCUUCGAAGAAGAGCGUUGAUAGUUUCACAUACGAGGCUCUUCAGCUCUGCCAGGUUGUUUGGAAGGAUAGAGCUAAUCUUGGUGAAGACAAUGAACUUCCCAUCCACAAAAAUCAGGGUCACUGUGGAGAGCCCAUGGCUGCACAUCUGUACUAUGCUUCGCACACAACACCUUUAGCUGAACAAAACGCAAGAGUUGCUACGAUUGUGUACAAGUCACGAGCUCCACCAUGUGGUACUGGUAAGACGGACUAUUGGGGAUGCAACUUGUUUGUUGAGCAGAUGAAGAUGAGAGUGGUGGACCUCGAUAUUGGCAAGACUCCCAAUGAAUCCUAUGAUUUGAGCACUCUCGCAGGGGGAAAUCCGAAGAUAGACCAGAUCCCAGUAUGUUCUACGCCCACUGUAAGCUAG